AUGUUAGAUCCUAUAGUAACGUCUUCCAAAACAGAAAAAAAUGCAGAAUUCGAAGUAACGGACUCAGCUUUAUAUAAUAAUUUCAAUACAUCGACAACAGCAUCAUUAAGUCAGGAAGUUAAAGAACAUUCUGAAGAAUCCCGAAAUGGGUUGGUUCACAGAUUCGUCGAUUCAUUUAAAAGAGCUGAGAGCCAACAUCUCGAAGAUGACAACGAUUUAGAAGAUGGCACCAGGUCGAUGAAAUCCAAUAACCGUUUGAAGAAAUCUAUGAAAUCUAGACAUGUCGUCAUGAUGUCUCUAGGCACAGGAAUAGGGACAGGACUUCUAGUUGCCAACGCUAAGGGUUUGAAACUUGCUGGUCCAGGAUCCUUAGUCAUUGGCUAUGUUAUGGUCUCAUUCGUCACAUAUUUCAUGGUUCAAGCAGCUGGUGAAAUGGGAGUAACUUAUCCCACACUACCAGGUAACUUUAACGCAUACAAUUCCAUCUUUAUCUCAAAAUCAUUUGGAUUCGCUACCACUUGGAUAUUUUGCAUCCAAUGGUUAACUGUGCUCCCGUUGGAAUUGAUUACCUCUUCCAUGACUAUCAAGUAUUGGAAUGAUAAAAUUAAUUCCGACGUGUUCAUUGUCAUUUUUUAUGUGUUUCUAUUGUUUAUCCACUUUUUUGGUGUCAAGGCAUAUGGUGAAACAGAAUUCAUCUUCAGCUCCUGCAAGAUUUUAAUGAUUGCAGGUUUCAUCAUUUUAUCAGUCGUCAUCAAUUGCGGGGGGGCUGGUGUAGACGGCUAUAUUGGCGGUAAAUAUUGGCGCGAUCCUGGUUCAUUUGCCGAGGGAAAUGGUGCCACUCGUUUCAAAGGAAUAUGUUUCAUUCUUGUGACUGCAUACUUUUCCUUCGGUGGUAUUGAGUUAUUUGUUCUUUCCAUCAAUGAACAGUCUAACCCAAGAAAAUCCACUCCUGUGGCCGCCAAGAGAAGUGUAUAUCGUAUCCUGAUCAUUUAUUUGUUGACUAUGAUUCUGAUUGGCUUCAAUGUUCCUCACAAUAACGAUCAGUUGAUGGGUUCCGGUAGUGCAGCAACGCAUGCUUCACCGUAUGUCUUGGCAGCCUCUAUUCACAAAGUCAGAGUCGUGCCUCAUAUCAUUAACGCUGUUAUCUUGAUAUCUGUUAUCUCAGUUGCAAAUUCUGCUCUCUAUGCUGCACCGCGACUAAUGUGUUCUUUGGCUCAACAGGGUUAUGCCCCAAAAUUUUUGGAUUAUAUUGACAGAGAGGGCAGGCCUUUGCGUGCCUUAUUUGUGUGCUGUCUUGUUGGGGUCAUUGGCUUUGUCGCCUGCUCGCCACAAGAAGAGCAAGCAUUUACAUGGUUAGCAGCUAUUGCAGGCUUGAGUGAACUUUUCACAUGGUCAGGAAUUAUGCUUUCGCAUAUUCGAUUCAGGAAAGCUAUGAAAGUACAAGGAAGGUCACUGGAUGAAGUUGGUUAUAAGGCCAACACCGGUAUAUGGGGUUCGUAUUACGGGGUUUUCUUCAACAUUCUUGUCUUCAUGGCACAAUUCUGGGUAGCUCUGUCUCCUAUAGGUAAUGGCGGUAAGUGUAAUGCUCAAGCCUUCUUCGAAAGUUACUUGGCUGCCCCACUAUGGCUCUGUAUGUAUUUAGGGUACAUGCUUUACGAAAGAGAUUUCACCUUUUUAAACCCGCUGGAUAAAAUUGACUUAGAUUACCAUAGAAGAGUUUACGAUCCUGAAAUAAUCAGGCAAGAGAACGAAGAAAACAAAGAGAGACUAAAAAAUUCCUCAUUUUUCUUCAGAAUCUACAACUUUUGGUGUUAG
Molecule: messenger RNA, 1815 nt
Organism: Saccharomyces mikatae IFO 1815
Lineage: Eukaryota; Fungi; Ascomycota; Saccharomycetes; Saccharomycetales; Saccharomycetaceae
Gene: BAP3
Product: amino acid transporter BAP3
Exons: 1
Coding region: 1-1815 (604 amino acids)
Biological process (GO): amino acid transmembrane transport
Cellular component (GO): membrane
Molecular function (GO): amino acid transmembrane transporter activity
Source: RefSeq, a predicted model, not a curated record